AUUCACAAAUCUAUUAUUGUAAGAUACGUCGAAGUUGAGUCCAAGAAAAAGAACGUCUGUGAUCUAUAUUUCUCUGACUAUCAGAAAAUGCCAUAUUGUUCUCUCUUUUAUAGAUGUUCUACACUUGUAACGUUGCGGAUAUAGUGGUUCAAAAUGACUUGCAAAAGGCGUAAUGGAGGAAGGUCCAAACAUGGACGUGGUCAUGUUAAGCCCGUCCGUUGCACCAACUGUGCAAGAUGCGUCCCUAAAGACAAGGCAAUCAAAAAAUUCGUAAUUAGGAAUAUCGUCGAAGCUGCCGCUGUCAGAGAUAUCACCGAGGCUUCGGUGUAUAACCAAUACACAUUGCCCAAACUUUAUGCCAAGUUGCACUACUGUGUGUCUUGCGCCAUCCACAGCAAAGUAGUAAGAAAUAGAUCUAAGAAAGAUAGGAGGAUCAGAACACCCCCACAGAGGAACUUCCCUGGUAGAGACCAGAGGACCCAACCUCAGAGGAAAUGAGCAUUUUCUGUAUUGAAUAAAAAAUAUAGUUAAA
Harmonia axyridis is the source of this 532-nucleotide messenger RNA. RefSeq names its product 40S ribosomal protein S26-like. Gene Ontology annotation, biological process: translation. Lineage: Eukaryota; Metazoa; Arthropoda; Insecta; Coleoptera; Coccinellidae. Bases 154 to 498 code for a protein of 114 amino acids. Gene Ontology annotation, cellular component: ribosome; cytosolic small ribosomal subunit. The record is from RefSeq and is a predicted model, not a curated record. Gene Ontology annotation, molecular function: mRNA binding; structural constituent of ribosome. The transcript has 3 exons.